UAUCCCUCAACUUUGCCUGUUGCCAGACCAGGCAGCCGAGGUGGACGCUGGCUAUCACCGCUGACAUUCUCAACGCGAUCAAACGCACACGCCAACAACAAUAUAUAUAUUGACCCCCCCCGACCCCCCCCCCUUCACACACACCACCCUCGUUUGAUUUUGUAUUUUUUUUUUCCGCUGACUUUUCCUGCCGGCUUUGCUAUUCCGUAACGAUGAUUUUUAGUUUCCCUCUCCAUCGGACUCCCUGAUGUUGUGCAGUCCACCGCACGAAGGCGUGAAUCUUUUUCGAGUAGAGGUGGAUCUUCCCGGAUACGGCGACGGGGUAUAUUGAAUAAAAAAAGAAAAGAAAAGGAAAAAAGAAAAGAAGAAGAAGAAGGAAGAGUUUCACGGAAAUCCCCUCAAAAUAAACAUGCCGCGGAGGAAACAAGAAGCGCCCCAGCGCGCCCCAGCCUAUUCUCCGGAGGAGCUGACAGAGCACACUGUGGAGGAUGAGGAGGCGGAAGCAGACGACCUGCCCACAGCCCCUCAGGAUGACCUUCCCAUGAAAGAUGAGUUUGUGGAGAAAAGCGAAGGGCCUGCCAAGGAGCAGACAUGUGACCAGGAAUCAGCUGGGGCAGCAGAGCUCUCAGGACAAGAGAUGGACAGCGAGUCACAUGUGAGUGAGACCAGUGACCGUCUCUCAGACUUUGAGAGUCCCUCAAGAAAAGCCGAGGGCAACUUGGUGACAGCGCCUCUAAACGGUGGCACUAAAACACCUCCCAUAGGCAUGGAUACCUUAGAACAAAUGAAGGUUAUAUACUCCAGCUUCUUGACCGGCCCCUUGUGGUCACCGCUGAACUUUAAUUCCACACCGCCACAGGCGCAGACGUCGACGCCACCCGAGAAGCCAGCUCGCAGCAACAGCACGAGUAGUAGCUGCAGCAGCGGUAGCUAUGACUGGCACCAGUCUGCAGUGGCAAAGACACUACAACAGCAGACUCCCCAGAGCCGUCACCCUGCGCAGUCUGAGCACAGCCUCUUCAGUACAGUCCAGCUCCACAGGCAAAACCCAAAGCUGUUUGGCUCAAUCUUCACCGGGGCCAGUAAGUUCCGCUGUAAGGGCUGCAGUGCUGCUUAUGACACCCUGGUGGAGCUGACAGUUCACAUGAAUGAUACAGGCCACUACCGCGAUGACAACCACGACAGGGCAGGCAGUGGCUCAAAGCGCUGGUCUAAGCCACGUAAGCGGUCCCUGAUGGAGAUGGAGGGGAAGGAGGAUGCCCAGAAAGUCUUGAAGUGCAUGUAUUGUGGCCACUCCUUUGAAUCACUCCAGGACCUCAGCGUCCACAUGAUCAAGACCAAACACUACCAGAAAGUGCCUCUAAAGGAGCCCAUGGCGCCCUUGGCAGCCAAAAUCAUGUCUUCUAAGAAAAGGGGGCUUCUGGGAUUGGAUCUCACGGCCGCACCACGUUCUCGAGAAGGAACCCCCAAAGCUAAGCACCCACAGGCAGACCUGGGUGAACCCCCACAGAAAUCCUCCUCCAGCCCCUACACAACCCCUAAUAACCGCUACGGCCACCAGAACGGUGCCAGUUAUACUUGGCAGUUUGAAUCCAACAAAUUUCAGAUCCUCAAGUGUAUGGAGUGUGGGAGUUCCCAUAAUACACUGCAAGAGUUGAGAACCCACAUGAUGGUGACAGGACACUUCCUGAGGGUGACCAGCUCUGUGGGGAAGAGAAUCAAAACACUUCCUGAGGCCACCUCCCCCAACCCUGUUAGGGUUAGCACACCUCAUGAACAGAGGGUCCAAUCUGUCCCACUCGCACCCUCCACCUUCUCCCCUCCACCUCCUCAAACUACGACAAGUCCCCCCGCUACCUCCCCUCCUCUUAAAGAUAUCAAAAAGGAGGAGGUGGAGGAGGAGUGCUCCAAGCAAGAGGCUGUAAGAAAUGAGAAGCGAGUUGCAGCGUCAGUUGGGAAGGAGGAGGAUGCUGAGAAGGAGGAAAAAUAUGACGUCUCAAAGUAUAGCUAUCUUACCGAAGAGGAUCUGAAGGAGAGCCCUAAAGGUGGCUUUGAUAUUCUCAAAUCACUGGAAAACACUGUGACAUCAGCCAUCAACAAGGCACAGAGUGGGAAUCCAAGCUGGGGGGGCUAUCCUAGCAUCCACGCAGCCUACCAGUUCCCCAGUGCCCUCAAGCUCCAACAGGGCGGCAUGGAAAAGAAUUCCCCACUGAAGUUCUUGUUCAACGGAGGGGAUGGAGCGCUGUCUUCCCUUGCCCAGAACCAGCCCCUCGUUUCCCCACCUCUAAGUCAGUCCUCCCCCUUCCCCAGCAACAACUUCCAGGCAAUGGAGGAUUUAGUGAAAAAAGUGACAGAGAAAGUAGCAAAAGUAGAGCAACGGGUGAAGCAGUUGUCUCCAAAGAUGGAGAACCACCCCUCUCCCUGUAGCAGCGAGGCUGGAGAAUCGCAUAAGGGAGGAGAGGCUGACUCCCCUCGGGAAUGGAGGGCGGUCACGCCAGCCAAUAGCGACAGAGGAAGCCAUAGCGACAGAGCAUCCCCGGCAACCGAACCCAAGAGAGAGACGGCAGUCAAAUCCCCGCUCGCCUCUAUGCUGAGAUGCAGUACAGCCAUUAUCACUGGCCAUACUCCUCCAGAGCAGCCCUUUGUCAACCCUCUAAGUGCUCUUCAGUCAGUAAUGAACAUUCAUUUGGGGAAAGCAGCCAAGCCUUCCUUGCCAAACCAGGAUCCCCUGAGCCUGCUCUCCAGGCUUAGCCAGAGCAUGGCUGAGAGGGCUGCUGUGGCCGCUCCUCCCUCACAAACCAAAAAGCCGGAAAGUGUAGUUGAUAAUAGCUUUUGCCAGCCCAGUGAUGACCAGCCUAUGGACCUCACUAAAGGGAAAAGUGAUAGAGGGGGCUCUGUAGGCUCAGCCCCCCUAACCCCUUCAUCCACGGCUUCCUCCAUCUCCCCCUCCUCCCUUUAUACUCCUGCAAAGCUAACGGUUGUCUCUCCCUACACAUCCAGCAGCCCUCUGCAUGAAAACGCAUUGUCAGAUAUCUCAGACAUGCUGAGGAACCUGACACAGUCCCACCAUGUCCCAAAGCCUCCCUCGCGGUCCCGAGCCACAGACAAAGCCGAGAUCGUGGGCUCUACUCACGACGACGACGAAGCGUCCCUGCACGGCCACAAACGCAAAGGCCGUCACUCCAACUGGAACCCCCAGCACCUCCUCCUCCUGCAGGCCCACUUUGCCUCGAGCCUGAAGCAGACAUCAGAGGGGAAGUACAUCAUCAACGACCUCAGCCCACAGGAAAGAAUGCAUGUGUCUCGUUUCACAGGCCUCUCCAUGACCACCAUCAGUCACUGGCUGGCUAACGUCAAGUACCAGCUAAGGAGAACUGGCAGAACCAAGUUCCUCAAGAAUCUGGACUCGGGUCAACCUAUAUUCUUCUGUAGUGACUGCGCCUCGCAGAUCCGCACCCCAGCAGCGUAUGUAUGCCACCUGGAAGCCCACCUCGGGUUCAGAAUCAGGGACCUGGCCAAGCUGUCCCCUAAACAGACUGCCAGGGACUCCCACACUCUCUCUGAGAAACUAGUGCCCCUGGAGUCCUUCCUUUCUCCACAAUCACAAGAUGACUGCAAUAGUAAUGGGGGGGUGUUCCGCUGCCAGCUCUGCGUCCGUAAAUUUGCCACUAAGCACGCCAUCAAGCUUCACCUCAGCAAGAGCCAUGGGAAGUCUCCAGAGGACCAUCUGCUAUAUGUGAGCGAAGUAGAGAAGCACUAAAUUACUCCCAGCAGUAGACAUACUGGAAAACAUAUGUAGAAUGGCUGUUAAAAACAAAAAUACAAACCGUAUAUUUGAAAGUGUGGUAAUGCACAAAGACGGCAUGAACUACUGUCAAAAUAGUUAGCACAUGGUGUUUACAUCUAUUCGGUCUAUAAACAUUUCUGAUUUCUCUGUAUUUCAAAAGACUUUUCUUUCACCAGAAUAUACUGUAGGUCAAAGAUAUUCAGCCUGAUUUGUUGAGGACAGAUUCUUUCAUGGCGAAUCUCUUGACUAGAAGGUCAGCUAAUAACUUGAAAUGUAUUAACUUUAUUGUAUUUAUUUUGUAUUUCUGUGAUUUUGGUUCUGAUUUGCUGGUAGACUGCAUGUUCAACAAGUUUUACUGUUAACAUUUGUACAGUCCUGUCCUGUCCACAUUUUAAAAUGCCCUUUCAAGCUGGUCAUUUUGUAACACCUUAAAACAGCCAAAUGUCUGGGAACACUCCUUUGAAAGAAUCUGCCAAACAGCGAUGGUUCAUUGCUUGUUUUUCUUUUCUUUUCUCCAUACAGCCUGUUGAUUUUCUUACUGAUUGUAAAAGCUGCCUUGUUCUUUAUCAUUGAGUAAGGGGCACUUAAAAUCCAGGUCUGUGUAAAAAUGUAUAUAUAGUGUAUAAGCUUACAACUUGCUGUUUAAAUUAUGCAUACUUGUUAUAUUUCCUAAUUUAAGAGGACUAUGACUAUCCACUGGUGCAGAGCCUUUGAAGAAGAUGAAAAGGACAUUGUUUUGCACAAUAGUUUUAUAAAUGUUAUUUGAUUAAAAAAAAGAAACCCAUACAAAUAUGUUAAUGCCUUGUGCUUCUAUGAUUAAAUUGAAUUAACUGCUGCAUAAAA
Cyclopterus lumpus (lumpfish) is the source of this 4630-nucleotide messenger RNA. RefSeq names its product teashirt zinc finger homeobox 3a (gene tshz3a). Bases 410 to 3760 code for a protein of 1116 amino acids. Gene Ontology annotation, cellular component: nucleus. Gene Ontology annotation, biological process: regulation of transcription by RNA polymerase II. The transcript has 2 exons. Lineage: Eukaryota; Metazoa; Chordata; Actinopteri; Perciformes; Cyclopteridae. Gene Ontology annotation, molecular function: DNA binding; DNA-binding transcription factor activity, RNA polymerase II-specific. The record is from RefSeq and is a predicted model, not a curated record.